Uloborus diversus is the source of this 2814-nucleotide messenger RNA. Its product is annotated as protein argonaute-4-like. Lineage: Eukaryota; Metazoa; Arthropoda; Arachnida; Araneae; Uloboridae. The record is from RefSeq and is a predicted model, not a curated record. The transcript is spliced from 2 exons. The coding region runs from base 39 to 1505 and encodes 488 amino acids. Gene Ontology annotation, molecular function: nucleic acid binding.
ACAUUUUUAAAAAACUAAACUAUGCUGAGGAUCCAUAUAUGAAGGAGUUUGGAAUAACUGUUAAUCCCAAGCCGUUAGUUCCUAUUGGUAGAGUAAUUGAGCCCCCCAAUUUAAAAUACAUGGAUGAAGAAGUUGUAAGACCCAAGGAUGGAUCUUGGAAUAUGAAAGGUAAAGAGUUCUUUAUCUCGGUAAAAAUUGAAUCAUGGGUUCUGUUAAGCUUUGCUAAUGAACAAGAUUGUCACUGGGGAAAUUUAAACAGAUUUUCCACAUUAUUGUGCGAUAUUUCUAAAAAAAUUGGAAUUGAUAUAAACAAACCAUCUUUUAUCGAUAUUAUAGGAUCUAAGCAGGUUACCAUUUCCGAUAUUCUUCAUUCAAUGAAAAAGAAAUACCAAGCCAAUUUAAUUGUGAUUGUUUUACCUGUCAAAAAUGACAAGCUUCUGUAUAACGAAAUAAAGCAAGCUGCAGAAAUUAAGUUGGGAUUAGUUACGCAAUGCGUAAGAGUUGCUAAUGUUGUUGAAAAGGCCUCAGCGUCUUUAAUUAGUAAUUUGUGCCAGAAAAUUAAUUCUAAAUUGGGGGGUGUAAAUACUUCGUUGAUAAAGGGAGAAAGACCUGCUAUACUCGAACGAUCCUUUAUAGUUAUUGGAGCUGAUGUCAAUCAUUCAAAUCCGAAAAGAGGAAAAGAAGAUGAGAAGAAAGAUGAUAAAUCAAAGCAUACAAAAAACAAAUUCAAACCAACAUCAAUAGCAGCUGCUGUAGGAAGUCUAGAUGACCACCCGUAUCGAUAUGCAGCAACUGUAAGGGCUCAAACUAAUCCUAAUGAAGAUAGACGCAUCAUUGAAAUAAUUCUAGAUUUAGAAAAUAUGGUCUUAGAUUUGUUGAGAGCUUAUUAUAGAAAAAACCAGGGGAGAAAGCCAGAAAAGAUAAUAUUCUACCGCGAUGGUGUAAGUGAGGGUGAAUUUGCAAAAGUAAAAGAACACGAAGUGAAUUGCAUUAGAAAAGCUUGCAGAAGAUUAGGCGCAGACUAUGCACCUAAAAUUACAUUUAUUGUGGUUCAGAAACGUCAUCACGUGAGAUUUAUGCCCAAAGAUUACAGAGAUGGUGUUGGAAAAAUGAAAAACAUAGCUCCUGGUACCACUGUAGACAACACAGUUGUUCAUCCUCAGCAUUUUGAUUUUUUCCUGUGCAGCCACUUUGGUUUGCAAGGGACAAGCAGACCUGGCCUUUACACUGUUGUAGAGGACGACAAUGACCUGACAGCAGAUGAAUUACAAAAGCUGACGUAUUACUUGUGCUAUACUUUCGCUCGAUGCACAAAAAGCAUAUCUAUUCCAGUACCUGUUCAGUACGCAGACUUGGCAGCUUAUCGCGCACGACGGCAUCUGGAGUUCAAGUUAAAAGAAUUCAAUCUCGAUAACAAUUCUUUAAUUCCAAACUCUCUUUUCUUGUCCAUUCACGAUUCCUUAAAAGUUGAUAAGCAAUUGCAGGACAGUAUGUAUUUUGUAUAAAUUUGUGUAUUUCCACUACUUUUGUUUUAAAACUAGAUUAAUCACGUGAUGCAACUAUUACUUAGGAGAAAUUAUUAAAUUGAAAAUGUGAGUUAUUUUUAAAGUGCGCUUCGAAAGAAAAAAUGAUUGCUCUUAGAAAAAGUUAAGGUAAUUUAGCCUUUUACAAUGAAAUUGGAAAUUCGUUUUGAAAAAUAAUCCUCAUACAUAUUAUAUAAUAGCUCAAUUCACUGAUCGAGUAACUCUUACGUCAAAACAACAAUGAAACUCGCGCCAUAGCAUGAUAAUUUGAUAAUAUUUUCUGGCAAUGUUUGACAUGCAGGGAAAUGCUUUAUUUUGACAAGGCUGAACAACGUCCGGUAACUUAACUGCUUGAGUUUUGUUGGUAAAAUGUUUUAUUGGUAUUGGUGUAAUUUUAGGAGAAUGAAAACCGAAAAAGUGGUCAACAAUGAACGCUAUCUACUGGAGUUUAGGGUUCAUCCACUGGAGUUAGGAUUAAAAUUUCAACUAUCAAAAUAUCACCAAACAGGCAAUUGCUUCGUUCAGUUCAAAUGUAGAAUCAAUUUUCACCCGUCAUACCUUAACGGGCUAUUUUCCUGUUUAUAAAGAAAGAACAAUGUGAAAUACACCGCCAGCUCAGUCAUUUCCAGAUUUACUGAAAGAACAAUGUGUUGAAAAUAAAACUUCCAUUGAAACAUUAUUUUUUACUUUUUGUCAGUAAAUUUGUACUUUCAAAAAGAAGUGGAAAUGUUUCACUUUGUCCCAUACAUAAGGCAAAAUAAAAAAUAAAAUAUUUUUUAUUUGAUUGAAAAGAAAACAUUUUUCAUCAAAUGAAUGAAUAAGUAACAAAGGAAUAUACGAAUAAAUACACAAUUUGUGAGGAAAAAUAAAUGAGCGAGAAACUUUGUGAUUAAUUAAUUCAAAUUAAUGUAAAUAAAUUAAUAUGUAAGUGAUUUAAUAAAUGAAUUAAUAAGUAAACGAAAUGAAUUGUUUCUUUUUGCUCAGCAUGCACUAGACAAAUUGUAUUAAAUAUUUAAAAUCAAAACAUGCCCAAUAUAAUGUUAACAAAAUGCAUCACUGGACAUCAGUAAAUCUCAGUUCAUACUUAAAAUGUUAAUAACAAAAACCUUAACAUUUUAAAACAAAAAUUAUUUUGAUUAACUAAAAAAUAUUAGAAUAUUUGUGUAUCAAAUUUUGAAAAUGACUUUUUUUUGUAUAACUUGAUUUUUGGAGCUUUUUCUUUCCGAUAGGAAUAUACUUAAAAUUGAAGAAUGUAGCUAAAUAAUUGCUAGAUAGAUCGCGCAGAGAACUG